Molecule: messenger RNA, 864 nt
Organism: Malassezia pachydermatis
Lineage: Eukaryota; Fungi; Basidiomycota; Malasseziomycetes; Malasseziales; Malasseziaceae
Product: acyltransferase-domain-containing protein
Exons: 2
Coding region: 1-864 (287 amino acids)
Biological process (GO): inner mitochondrial membrane organization; cardiolipin acyl-chain remodeling
Cellular component (GO): mitochondrial membrane
Molecular function (GO): 1-acylglycerophosphocholine O-acyltransferase activity
Source: RefSeq, a predicted model, not a curated record
AUGCAGCAGGCGGUGGUGCCGACUGUCGCGGCCCUCUCGCGCGCGUUUCUACGCGUGGGAUGUCGUCGUGUGCGUGUGGAAGGCACGGAAGCUUUUACGGAGCUUUUAUGCAGUCCGGAACGCAUGCAGGAAGGCCGGGGUAUUGUCACUUGUAUCAUGGAUGAGCCAGUUAUGUGGGGGUGUUUGCCUCGCCAUACCUUCCGCGAUGAACGUACCGUCCGAUGGAGCUUGGGGGCUAGCGAGAUCAUUUUCAAAAACGAUAUCUGCCGCUGGUUCUUCCGGCAUGGCCAGACACUGGAAGUGUUUCGUGGCAAUGGCAUCUACCAAAAAGCGAUAGAAGACGCGUUGGCCAUACUGGCAGAAGGGCGAUGGGUCCACAUUUUCCCUGAAGGUCGUGUGAAUGUGUCCACGUCGACGUACUUACCCCGUUUCAAAUGGGGCGUGUCGCGACUCGUGCUGGAAGGCCCGAAGCUGCCGUACGUUGUACCGAUCUGGCUUUCUGGCUUUGAUCAGAUCAUGCCACAGCCACGUGCUCCGCCGACGUGGAUGCCUCGCCUUGGGGCUGAUAUUACUAUCACGUUCGGCGCACCCAUCGAAGUCGAUCCCUAUGCCGAAGCGUAUGCUGCAUGGCAAGCUGAUCCUGCCGCAAACCUAACGAUGCCUCCAGUGGAUGCGCCACGUGGGCAUCUGUAUACCAAUGCGCCUCUUCGCCCAGGCGAUCAUCCCACCUACGCCGCGCUUCGCAGCCGCCUCGCCGCACAUUUGCGGGCGUCGCUGGCGCAGCUCGGCUCAAAAAUGCGCGAGUACUAUGGCUACGGGCCAGGGGAGGGGACAUUGGUGCACGGCGCAUCGACUCCUCCUUAA